UAUCUCUCCCUUUCCCUCUCCCUCUCCCUCUCAUUUUUCUAUGUUUUGGGGGGUAGAAUUCCCUUUCCAUUCUCAACUGAACGAAGAACAAGCCCUGUUUUCACAAAUCACAACCUGAAGGCCAACUUCUCAGCUCAACUUACAGGCUUUUAAAAAUAUAAAGUGUGGAUCAUGGAAGAAGACAAGAAGUAUAAUAAACAGGAUGCAAUAGAUACUGGUGAAGCCACAGGAAGUCCUAUUAAAGAGAAGUGUUGGAAUCAAAGAGAAGCCCUGCCAGGGGAGCCUUCCUGUGUUAUUUGUGGUCGCUAUGGUGAGUAUAUAUGUGAUGAGACGGAUGAUGAUAUAUGCAGCAUGGAAUGCAAGCAGAUCCUCCUUGGUAGACUUGCCAACUCCCGAAGGCCAGUGGGUGUUUCAGCUUCUGUAAGAGUUCCUGUCACAGAUGAGUGCUUUUAUGUUAAAGAUGGUGAUCAUAAAUCAAAUUCUGAGGGUUUGACGAGCAACCAGAUUGAAGCUUUAAGAAAGAGAAUUGAGAUCCGAGUCAAGGGAGAAUUUGUUCCACCACCCAUCCUGUCAUUUUCUUCCUGCAGUCUACCUCAAAAGCUCCAUCAAAAUUUAGAAGCUGCCAGUUAUGAAAUACCCACACCUGUCCAAAUGCAAGCCAUUCCAGCUGCUUUGAUUGGCAAAAACUUGCUCGUUUCAGCUGAUACAGGUUCUGGUAAAACAGCUUCCUUUUUAGUUCCUGUAGUUUCUCGCUGUGCAAAUUCUCGUUUCAAACACCCCUCAGACCAGAAAAAACCAUUAGCAGUGGUUCUGGCACCAACCAGAGAGCUCUGUGUGCAGGUGGAGGAACAAGCUAAGCUGCUGGGGAAGGGUCUGCCCUUUAAAACUGCACUUGUGGUUGGUGGUGAUGCCAUGGCUGGACAAAUUUACCGCAUUCAGCAGGGGGUGGAAUUGAUUGUUGCUACUCCAGGCAGGCUGAUUGAUCUUUUAACCAAACAUGAUAUAGAACUUGAUGAGGUAUCAGUUCUGGUUUUGGAUGAGGUUGAUUGCAUGCUCCAGAGGGGCUUUCGGGAUCAGGUAAUGCAGAUUUUUCGGGCUCUUCUACAGCCUCAGAUAUUGAUGUUCUCUGCAACAAUCCCACCAGAGGUUGAAAAGAUGGCAAACUCAAUGGCAAAUAAUCUAAUUCUUGUGUGCGGGAAGCCAAACCGGCCAAACAGUUCCGUGAAGCAGGUUGUUAUCUGGGUUGAGUCAAAGCAUAAGAAGCAAAAGCUUUUUGAGAUAUUGAUGAGCAAGCAACAUUUUAAGCCUCCUGUUGUAGUGUUUGUGAGUUCAAGGCUUGGUGCUGAUCUCCUGUCUGAAGCGAUUACGGUCACGACUAGGAUGAAAGCUCUAUCAAUCCAUGGAGAGAAGCCCAUGAAGGAAAGAAGGGAGAGCCUGAGGUCGUUCUUGAUGGGAGAGGUUUCCGUGAUUGUGGCCACAGGUGUUCUUGGACGAGGUGUGGAUCUUUUGGGGGUGAGGCAAGUGAUUGUGUUCGACAUGCCCAAUUCCAUCAAAGAGUAUGUCCAUCAGAUUGGUAGGGCAUCUAAGUUGGGAGAGGAGGGAACAGCAAUUGUUUUUGUUAACGAGGAGAAUAAAAAUCUGUUCCAGGAGUUGGUUGAAGUUUUGAGAUCAUCAGGAGCUGCUGUUCCUCGUGAGCUUGCUAAUUCACGGUACACAAUGGCUUCUUACUCUGUUGGCAAGGGCCAGAAGAAACGGAAGUAUGGUCGCUGAAGCCUACUAAUGUGAAAAUUCCUAGUGGAGCAUAAAGUGCUGCCUGCAAGAUGACUGCAAUGGCCUCCCUAAAUAGUUGAAAGAGUUUAUGGCUUUUUUCCUAGUUGAUGACAGUCGCAUAGCUUCUGAAAACUGUGGCAAAAUGUGAAGUCUGCACUUUGGACAAUAAUGACGGUAUUGCGUGUGGAUCCACUUUCUAUCAGUACUAGCAGGUUCAGCUCAGGUACUGUGCAAGUUUUUCAUAUAAUUCUUACGAUGGCUGGCAGCUUAGACCGUGAAAGUUAUGGCGCAGAUGUUACAACAAGAUACUAAAAUCAAACUACAACAUAAAGGAGGGGGGGGGUAUAUAUGCUAGAGGAAACCAACUAAAAUGCCAACUUGUAUAUAGUUGUGAAAUGCAGCACAUUAAUAGGUCGUAACAUUGGUUGCACAUUCCUUUUCUUCCAGUAAGAUUUGUAUUUCUAUGUUGUAACCUUUGUGGGUACUGUCAUUAAAGUGCCAUUAAUCUUUUUUUCCUUGUAGUCUCAAGAGUCUGGAUUUGAGGUAAGUUUCAAUCCAAUAGGCAUACAUUGUUCUCAUUGCAUAUCUCUGACCUUUUGCAGGAAUGUCAUUAUUUGUGUUUUCUCUAGCAUCAUUAUAUAUAUAACUUUCAUGCAGACUGGAAAAACAAUCUCAAAUUGGAAUAUGAGUGCCACCCACAUUGUUCCAUGCAUAAUUGGUAUUCGCACUGUAAUUCCACUUUUAUUCAGGUUUCAAAUUCUGUGCUGUAGGUUUCUCAGCCAUGCGUGGUGCGAAGCCGGUCCAAACCUUCACAUUUUCUUUGCACAACUGCAUAGAAGUGCUUUAGAGAAAUAAUAAUUGAAGGAAAGAAAGAAAUCCUCCAUCACAAGGUACGAUGAAGACGUGCUUCAUUCCAUCAGAAGGAUCUCCCUGAGCAGGGAAAACCAGAAACCUAUCUUAGGAAGUUGAAGAUCAUCUACAUUAUUUCUCUACAUUGACACAAAUGUGGGUAAAUUAAACACAGGAAUGUCAUCUAUUAGAAAACGCAGCACAACAGAAGUUACACCACAGCUCCAUUUGGUUGCAAGUGAAGGAACAUAGUAAAUAUGCAUAUUAAAUGCAUAUUUUUGUAAUAUUAAAACAUUUAAUUGUCGGAUCCAUAUUUUUACGUAUAAAACUUCAAAUACGAAAAAAUUCACGUUUAUUAA
Molecule: messenger RNA, 2978 nt
Organism: Macadamia integrifolia
Lineage: Eukaryota; Viridiplantae; Streptophyta; Magnoliopsida; Proteales; Proteaceae
Product: DEAD-box ATP-dependent RNA helicase 41-like
Molecular function (GO): RNA helicase activity; RNA binding; ATP binding
Source: RefSeq, a predicted model, not a curated record